Messenger RNA from Trachymyrmex septentrionalis, 3224 nucleotides. It is a transcript of the gene put, whose product is annotated as activin receptor type-2A. NCBI's taxonomy places the organism in Eukaryota, Metazoa, Arthropoda, Insecta, Hymenoptera, Formicidae. The record is from RefSeq and is a predicted model, not a curated record. Gene Ontology annotation, molecular function: activin receptor activity; activin binding; ATP binding. Gene Ontology annotation, biological process: protein phosphorylation; activin receptor signaling pathway; cellular response to growth factor stimulus. The transcript has 9 exons. Gene Ontology annotation, cellular component: activin receptor complex; plasma membrane. Bases 1148 to 2719 code for a protein of 523 amino acids.
CGACGCGAUAAUCAAUGAACAUGUUAGGAGUUAUUUAUUGGCUACCGCGUUACAAUUCGCCGCACGAUAAGUGGCUAGAAGUUUACACUGCUCGGAAAUUGUGUUCAAUCACAGUCUUUUCAUUCUUUCAGAGGAAUAGCUAUGAUUGGCCAGUUUCAUAACAUCGAUAUUGUAACUCCGGCGUAAAUCGAUUUGUACAUACGAACAAUUCAUUGGCUAUUGCUCCAACUUCAUUGCGCGACAAACAAUUUCGCGGUGUGCAUAAUUAGCCACAAGUUAAACUGAGAUUAAAAUUUAUCGAAAUAGGUAUCGAUCGAUUUAAUAUUAGUCGAAGUUAUUCGUUGAAAAUUUGGUCAGAGCUGGUCUUAAAUUCGUAGAAAAAAAUAUGAAUGAAUUUAUAUAAAACUUUGUAUUUCCGCGCGCCUCAGGAAACAAAAGUCGUAGAAUUAUCGCUUAGAGGGCAUUGCGUGCGCUGGAGUAUCUGAAAUAUGUGAUAGUUCGUCGACUUCAGAUAAUAUUUAAUCGAUGACCAAGGGAAAAGCGCUAGACUGCCAUAUUAGAAGCAGACCGUGACUUUAGACAUCAAAUGUCUUCUUUCCCUGAGGCUUUAUUCCCACGAUCCGCGAUAUGAUGUUUUGCCGUGUUGUAUUUUCGUGCCGAUGAUAAGUGUACAGUUUGUGGGUGUUCUGUACCCAGCAUGUCGUCGUUCUGUGCGUCUUACGCGUCUGCCGUACGCUCCUUUUAACUUGGACUCCGAAAAUGAAAUCUUUUUCUUAAUUUAACUAGGAAAUCGCGUGCGAGUUAAUUGCGCUGCUAGCGUGUCGCAUAACGCGCCGAAAGGAAGAAGAAAAGCAGAAGAGAAAAGCAGAAGAGAAAAGGAAGGAGUAUGUUUUUAGUUCGGAAGUUAUGAGACUGGCAAUGAUUCGACGUUGAAGAUGACAUAAAUCUGCGCUGUACGUAUUUCUGUAUAAAGGUGGAAGAGGGAAAACAAAAGAGAGAGACAGAGAGAAAGAGAGAGAAAGAGAAAGAGAGAGAGAAAGAGAGGAAGAGAGAGAAAGGAAGAGAUGUGUCGGUGGAUAAAUUACUACAAUUUGCUUAAUAGCUAAUAGACUCAAAAUUACUGGUAUGCUUUUACGAUUCACUCACCAUGUCCGUAUAUGCGACGAUACUGCCUCUCAUCUUCCUGGGAUUAUUAGGAAUUACGUCUGCAAAAGAUAUUAAAGGUUCAGUCUUUUGUGAAUUUUAUAAUGACACAAUGUGUGCAGAGAACGAACAAGAAUGUUCAGGAAGAGAAGAAUGUAUCCUACAUGAUCCAGAUAAACGUAAUCAUUGUUAUGUACUAUGGACACUGAACAGUACUACUAAAGAAACAAUAAUUAAAUUAAAGGGUUGCUUUUUAGAUAACAAUGAUUGUUAUGGUAAACCACUUUGUGUAGAGAAUAAUAUGGAAAGAAAAAAUGAAUUCUUUUUUUGUUGUUGCGAAGGCAAUAUGUGUAACCAAAACUUCUCUUGGGUUCCACAACCAACCACUAAGCCUACAGAACCAUCCGUUAUUCAUGAAUUAGAACCUAUACCUAAUGCAAAGCAGCAAGCAAUAACACUUGCCCUUUUAAUAGCAAUCCCUAUACUUCUUACAAUUAGUUUAUUUUCUUUUUGGUGGCUCUAUCGUCGUCGAAAAUUGGGCUAUUUUAACGAGAUACCAACGCUGGAACCAGUACCAUUGCCACAACCCUCACCUAAUCUAGGCUUACGACCAAUACAACUUCUUGAGAUCAAAGCUCGAGGUCGUUUCGGAGCAGUUUGGAAAGCCCAAUUUAAAAAUGAGAUUGUGGCAGUUAAAGUUUUUCCCAUUCAAGAUAAACAAUCUUGGCAGACUGAACAAGAGAUCUUUAAGCUUGCACAUAUGGAUCACGAGGACAUAUUACACUUUAUAGGUGUUGAAAAGCGUGGAGAUAAUCUACAAGCUGAAUUUUGGUUAAUCACGGCGUAUCACGAAAAAGGUUCACUGUGCGAUUAUUUAAAAGCAAACAUUGUAACAUGGCCUGAGAUGUGUAGAAUUGCAGAGUCCAUGGCAAGAGGUUUAAUGCAUCUACAUGAGGAAAUCCCAGCUAAUAAAGCAGAUGGCUAUAAACCAGCUGUAGCUCAUAGAGAUUUUAAGUCAAAAAACGUUUUACUCAAGGCUGAUAUGAGUGCCUGUAUAGCAGAUUUUGGCUUAGCGCUUAUUUUUCAUCCAGGAAAACCUUGCGGUGAUACACACGGACAGGUUGGAACGCGAAGAUACAUGGCACCAGAAGUUUUAGAAGGAGCAAUAAAUUUUACUAGAGAUUCAUUUUUACGAAUUGACAUGUAUGCCUGUGGGUUGGUUCUGUGGGAAUUAGCUUCAAGAUGUACUGUACAAAAUGGACCAAUAGGAGAAUAUCGACUACCAUUUGAGGACGAAGUUGGUCUCCAUCCUACUCUAGAAGACAUGCAGGAAAGUGUUGUUCAUAAAAAAGAGAGACCGCUCAUUUUAGAAACUUGGCGUAAACAUCCAGGAUUAUCAUCAAUUUGUGAUACAAUGGAAGAAUGUUGGGAUCACGAUGCCGAAGCACGCCUUUCUGCCUCGUGCGUAGUGGAACGAGUUGCUACUCUUGGUAGAGCUCUUGUAUUAAAUUCAACUACUUUGAUUCGUGUUGAUAAUACCAACGAGAUUAUUACUACCAAGGAAUCUAGUAUGUAGUUAGUGUCCAUUAAUAUAGUUUAUUUUAAUGGCACAAUUUUUUGUACCAUAAUUUUGUUAUACGUAUCAAUGAGGAAUGUUGAAACAAUAGAAAAAAGACAAGCAUAUAUCUCCGAUUUUAUGUUUUACUAUUUGAAUAAUUAUUAAUUUUUCCUCUAUAUAAUGCUAUACAAGUGAUCGUUAGUUACAUCAUGGCAUUCAUCCUAAUAAAAGUAUGUCGAUUACACAUUACAUAUUUUAUCUUUCCCAAUGCCUUUUUAUGCAUUGGUGACAGAUUCACUAACAUUAAAAAGGUUUGCGAAAUUGACAAACAUUUUUUUAAUGUCUAGAAAAUGUAAAGUAAAACACUAUGGGCAAAAUAUUACACAAGUAAUUGUAAGGUGAAUAAGAAAAAUUUAAAUAGAUGAAAUUAUAAUUAUUUGCUGCCAAAUUAUAUCUCAAUAUUACAUUUCAUACACGUAAAUCUCUGUUUUAAAAAUGUAAAUAAAAAGAGCGAUGUAUCUCA